Molecule: messenger RNA, 2398 nt
Organism: Beta vulgaris subsp. vulgaris (sugar beet)
Lineage: Eukaryota; Viridiplantae; Streptophyta; Magnoliopsida; Caryophyllales; Amaranthaceae
Product: amidophosphoribosyltransferase, chloroplastic
Exons: 1
Coding region: 337-2034 (565 amino acids)
Biological process (GO): purine nucleobase biosynthetic process; purine nucleotide biosynthetic process
Cellular component (GO): cytoplasm
Molecular function (GO): amidophosphoribosyltransferase activity
Source: RefSeq, a predicted model, not a curated record
AAAAAUACUUAUUCCGAUAAGAAUUUUAAACUCACACCGCAAUUUCAUAAUUUUAUUUGGUUAUAUAAUCUCCACAAACGCAGCACUUUACAGCCACUUACCCCCUACAGUCAUCCUCAAACGCUGCGUUUUAAACUGAAUUCAAUUUCCCUCCUCUUGACUCUUGAGGGUCUUCAGCCGAAAACCACUCCUCUCUUAUCUCUCUCUCUCCUCAAAACCCUAGCCCGCCAUAACCAAUAACCAAUAACCCUCCAUUAACACUCACUUCAUUUUCUCUCUCCUCCCUAAAAACUUUCAAUUUUCUCUCUCCUCAAAAAAUCUCAAAAACAUUCAUCAAUGGCGUCUACAGCUCUGCGCUCACCUGCUCUCCAAAACUCAUCUUUUCUCUCUCAUCAUCCUUCCUCUAAAACCCUCCAAAAACCCUCAUUUUUCCCUCUUUCCCCUCCUUCAACCCACAAAAUCACCCCUCUAAAAUCCUCUUCUAACUCGAACCCCACCUUUUUAUCCGCAAAAAAAGACAACCCAUAUGAUGAAUUCGUGGAUUCCGAUGAGAAACCUCGUGAAGAGUGUGGUGUUGUCGGAAUCUAUGGCGACCCAGAAGCUUCUAGACUCUGUUAUCUUGCACUUCACGCACUACAACAUCGUGGGCAAGAAGGUGCUGGUAUUGUGACUGUAAACGACGGCGUUUUGCAGAGUAUAACUGGUGUUGGUUUAGUUUCAGAGGUUUUCAAUGAAUCUAAGCUUAACCAGUUACCGGGUCAAUCAACGAUUGGUCAUGUUCGUUAUUCAACUGCUGGGUCUUCUAUGCUUAAAAAUGUGCAACCUUUUGUUGCCGGUUACAGGUAUGGGUCAGUGGGUGUUGCUCAUAAUGGUAAUUUGGUUAAUUAUAAGGCUUUGAGAAAUAUGCUUGAAGAUAAUGGCUCUAUUUUUAAUACUAGUUCUGAUACUGAAUGUGUUCUUCAUUUGAUUGCUAUUUCUAAAGCUAGGCCUUUCUUUUUGAGAAUUGUUGAUGCUUGUGAACAGUUGGAGGGUGCUUAUUCUAUGGUUUUUUUGACUGAGGAUAAGCUUGUGGCCGUCCGAGACCCGUAUGGGUUUCGCCCGCUUGUUAUGGGGAGAAGGAGUAAUGGUGCUGUUGUUUUUGCUAGUGAGACUUGUGCACUUGAUUUGAUUGAGGCUACUUAUGAGAGAGAAGUGUACCCUGGUGAGGUUUUAGUUGUGGAUAAAGAAGGAGUUCAAUCCUUGUGUUUGAUGCCUCACCCUGAGCCGAAACAGUGUAUUUUCGAACAUAUAUACUUUUCGUUGCCUAAUUCGAUUGUUUUUGGGAGGUCGGUUUAUGAGUCUAGGCGGGAGUUUGGUGAGAUUUUAGCAACUGAGUCGCCGGUUGAUUGUGAUGUGGUUAUUGCUGUGCCGGAUUCUGGGGUGGUUGCUGCUCUUGGGUAUGCUGCAAAGGCGGGUGUGCCGUUUCAGCAAGGUUUGAUAAGGUCACAUUAUGUGGGUAGGACGUUCAUUGAGCCGUCCCAGAGGAUCAGGGAUUUUGGGGUAAAGCUUAAAUUGGCACCAGUGAAGGCUGUUUUGGAAGGGAAGAGGGUGGUUGUUGUGGAUGACUCGAUUGUUAGGGGUACCACGUCUUCAAAAAUUGUUAGGUUGAUCAAGGAAGCGGGAGCGAAAGAGGUACAUAUGAGGAUCGCGAGUCCUCCCAUCAUUGGUUCUUGCUAUUAUGGUGUCGAUACUCCUAGCUCUGAGGAGCUCAUCUCAAAUAGAUUAAAUGUGGAGCAAAUUAGGGAGUUCAUUGGGUCUGAUUCACUUGCGUUUUUACAGCUUGAUAGUUUGAGGAAGUUGCUUGGUGGUGAUUCACCAAAUUUUUGCUAUGCUUGUUUUUCAGGGAAGUACCCUGUUGAGCCUAAGGAAUGGAAAGUUAAAAGUAUAGGUGAUUUUGUUGAUGAUGGCUUGACUGGAGUUAUCGAUUCUAUCGAUGGUGGUUGGGUUACAGGUCCUAGAUUCCAGAAAGCCGAGGAAGUCGCUGGUCCUUUAUAGCCAUUCUAGAUUGAUUUUUCAACCUGUGAUCACGAUAGAAAACGAUCACACCCCCUUCUCCCCCUCCCCCUCCCCCUCCCCCCUAUUUUCUACUUUGCUUAGAGGAGUAUAGAGAAGUUGGAUAUAGAAUUCAUAAUAAUGCAUAGCUAAACAAAACGCCAGUCGUGUCGGAAGCGCUGAUUCAUUCCACCGAUGCUUCUGGCUUGAUUCCUUUUCGCUAUUUGUGACAAAGGAAAAUGAAGAAUGACUCUAAAGAUGCACAAGUUUUUACUGCUGCUGCUAAUUAUUGGAUUUCUACAACUUGAUUUCUAUGUCCUCUUGUACUCUUGCUUUGAUAAAUAUACAAGGUUGCUUGACCUCGUAA